GGACGUUACGUACAACUUGUAAUGGGUCCUGCCGGGACAGGAAAGUCCACUUAUUGCGCUACAAUGAUGACUCAUUGUCAAAAUAUUGAUAUUCGAGAUCUAAUUACUUUAGAAGAUGUUAUGGAAGAAUUACGAUAUGGUCCCUAUGGGAGGAUUAAUAUAUUGUCUGGAGUAAAUGGAUUGGAUUGGCUGGAAGAAGAAUUGGGAGAAUAUGAAGAUGAUUAUUUGAUCAUUGAUUGUCCAGACGAAUUUGUGACUGUUUACAACGAAUGCAUUUUCGCAUUUGUGGGGUGUAUUUGUUGGAAAGUCAGUUUAUUGAAGAUAAUUCGAUAUUCUUUGCUGGUAUUAAGUGCCAUGUCAGCAAUGAUAAGUUUAGAUCUUUUGGGUAAAGUUAAGAGAAAGGAACUAGAGUUUACUACAUUAUAUAUAUGUUCUACUUAUACCAUCAUUUUAUCUUAUCUUCAUGGUUCUUCAGAAGAUCAAGAACAAAAAGAACCAAAGAUAUGA
Molecule: messenger RNA, 507 nt
Organism: Funneliformis geosporum
Lineage: Eukaryota; Fungi; Glomeromycota; Glomeromycetes; Glomerales; Glomeraceae
Source: the annotation of a GenBank genome assembly